This is a messenger RNA of Naegleria lovaniensis, 996 nucleotides long. RefSeq lists its product as uncharacterized. The record is from RefSeq and is a predicted model, not a curated record. Gene Ontology annotation, cellular component: cytoplasm. The coding region runs from base 1 to 996 and encodes 331 amino acids. Gene Ontology annotation, molecular function: UDP-glucuronate decarboxylase activity; NAD+ binding. Gene Ontology annotation, biological process: D-xylose metabolic process. NCBI's taxonomy places the organism in Eukaryota, Heterolobosea, Eutetramitea, Acrasida, Naegleriidae. The transcript is spliced from 2 exons.
AUGAAAAUUUUGGUGACAGGUGGAGCUGGCUUUCUUGGAAGCCAUAUGGUUGAUUAUCUUUUAAAGCAAAGCAAUAAUCAAGAUGAAAUUUAUAUCGUGGAUAAUUUGCAAACUGGAUCCUUGGUGAAUUUGAAACACCUAAACGAUCAUAAGAAUGUUCACUUUAUCCAAGCCGAUGUAAUUAAUGCUUUGAAUGAUGAUCGUAUUAGCAAGCUUUCGGGAAUUGAACAAGUCUAUCAUAUGGCUUGCGCUGCCUCUCCUCCACACUACCAAAAGGAUCCUAUUCAUACAACAUUGACUUGUGUAGUUGGAACUUAUAACAUGCUCACGUUGGCAACACAAUGGAAUGCUCGUUUUCUAAUUACCUCUACGAGCGAGGUAUAUGGUGAUCCAGCCAUCAACCCACAAGUUGAAACCUAUUGGGGAAAUGUGAACUGUACUGGAACCAGAUCUUGCUACGAUGAAGGAAAGAGAACCGCAGAGACUCUAUGCUUUGAUUUUAAUCGAACCAAAAAGACGGACAUUCGUGUCGCAAGAAUUUUCAACACUUACGGACCUAGAAUGAAUUUGACUGAUGGUAGAAUUAUUAGUAAUUUUGUGUAUCAGGCACUGAAGGACAUUGAAAUUACAGUCUAUGGUUCAGGACAUCAAACGCGAAGCUUUUGUUAUGUGAGUGACCAAAUCGAGGGCCUCUACAAGUUGAUGAAUCAAACAAACACAAUAGGACCUGUGAACAUUGGUAAUCCUGAUGAACAUACAGUUUUGGAAAUGGCUCAAAAAAUCAGAGCACUGAUUGGUGAGACUGAAAAUAACAAGAUCGUUUUCCAUGAACUUCCACAAGAUGAUCCAAAGGUUAGAAAACCAGACAUUACCAAAGCCAAGACAUUGAUUGGUUGGGAACCAAAGGUUCAUCUCGAUGAAGGUUUGGCCUUGACCAUUGAGGACUUUUCCAGAAGAGUCAAGGAAGAGGUCGAUUUAUUGAACUUGGAAAAAUAA